Molecule: messenger RNA, 637 nt
Organism: Atta colombica
Lineage: Eukaryota; Metazoa; Arthropoda; Insecta; Hymenoptera; Formicidae
Exons: 2
Coding region: 100-519 (139 amino acids)
Source: RefSeq, a predicted model, not a curated record
GCGGCAACAUUACCGCAUCAGUCGUUCAGAAAGCUUCAACAGAGUUCAGACAGCUAUUGCUAAUUAUAAGUUUUCUGAGAAAAUAAAAUAUCUCAAGCCAUGAAUUAUUACGUUCCAAUUCAACAGAAUGAAGCGUGUAAGAGAUACGCAUUUUCUCGAACAUCGUCUAGUACAUCUUCGAACACGCCCCGCUACAUCCUUCCUAACUUGAUGAGGAAAUAUGCAUUGAUAUCAACAGCGUACAAGUUCCUGGACGUUGAGAUCGUUAUGGGAUUUAUAUCUCAUCUGCAAAUUACGAUUGGCGAUAAUCAAGGCAAUCGCAUGUUCAUACUUUAUGCUACGAAGGCAUUUAUCGAGAGGCGUACAGAUAUCGAGCGAUUAAUGCAGUCAACAGUCCCAUUAUCAUCGAUUCAAGAUCUAAAUGCAGAAUUUAUUAAAAUAUAUGAUACGAAUAAUGUAAAGUUAACAUUAAAUGGCAUAUAUUUGUACAUGAAACCAACAACUGCUUUUCUUAUUUGAACUUGAACAAUGUAUUGAGCAUGUAUUCUAUGAACUGAGUCAAUAUACGCACUUAGUAAGAAAUUUGAAUAUUUUGUGUCAUUUUUAAGACAAAAUUGUAUUACUAAUAAAAGCGAUG